Molecule: messenger RNA, 306 nt
Organism: Schizosaccharomyces osmophilus
Lineage: Eukaryota; Fungi; Ascomycota; Schizosaccharomycetes; Schizosaccharomycetales; Schizosaccharomycetaceae
Gene: isd11
Product: mitochondrial [2Fe-2S] cluster assembly protein, LYR family Isd11
Exons: 2
Coding region: 1-306 (101 amino acids)
Biological process (GO): iron-sulfur cluster assembly
Cellular component (GO): mitochondrion; L-cysteine desulfurase complex
Source: RefSeq, a predicted model, not a curated record
AUGGCUUCCAAUCGGCAAACCUUUGUCCAUUUAUAUAGGGAUUUGAUGAAAACAGCGAAAAUAUUUCCCUACACAUACCGUGAAUAUACGCUUCGCCGUACUAGAGACAAGUUUAAAGAAUUGAAAAAUGUAACGGAUCCUUCACUGGUGCAUGAAUUUGAACAAGAAGCACGACAUUUAUUAGGAGUUGUACAAAGACAAACAACUCUCAAUGGAAUGUACAACAAGAGAAAUCUCGUUGUCGAGAAUACUGAUAAUGCAGAAGUAAACGUGAAAAAGUCGUUCGAAAAUGCCUCUCAACUUUGA